Messenger RNA from Amphimedon queenslandica, 567 nucleotides. RefSeq lists its product as uncharacterized. Bases 1 to 567 code for a protein of 188 amino acids. The record is from RefSeq and is a predicted model, not a curated record. Gene Ontology annotation, biological process: DNA integration. Gene Ontology annotation, molecular function: nucleic acid binding. The transcript is spliced from 2 exons. NCBI's taxonomy places the organism in Eukaryota, Metazoa, Porifera, Demospongiae, Haplosclerida, Niphatidae.
AUGUUAUCUACUUUGUUGUCAAAGACAGUAGAGGUACUGAAGCAUCUAUUCAGUAUGUAUGUGCUGCUGGAGCAGCUAGUAAGUGAUAACGGUCCUCAAUUCCCAUCUGACGAGUUUCACCAGUUUAUCAAAAGCUCUGGAAUCAAACAUUAUUGUUCGGCUACUUACCAUCCAGCCACAAAAGGAGCUGCAGAGAAAUUUGUACAAAUGUUGAAACAAGCUCUGAAGACAGAAAAACAAGCAGGGAAGCCAACUAAAGAGAAUGGAGAGGUAGCGCAGAUUUUAGGUCCCAGAUUAUUAUUAGUUAAGUUGGAUGAUGGCUCAAUGGUUAAGAAGCAUAUAGACCAAGUGCAGCAUAGAAUAGUAACAUCAAAAGAAGUAACUGAAGAUCUCCUUCAGGACCUUGACCUUCCAUUACCAACCGCUCAACAAGAGGAAGAACCUUUACUUACAACAUCAGCUGUGGAUGAAGGAGUACAAAAUUCCACCAACACUACACCUGUGGUGCCCCAGCAAAGGUAUCCUCUAAGAGACAGACGUCCACCUGAUCGUUUUGUCUGUUUUUAA